AUGUCGCUGUUGGGAGACACCAUCAACCCGAAUCCUCUUGUCAUAAACUGGAUCCCCCCAGCACCUGACAAAUGGAACCUCACGACAGAGGCCUGCGCAGCAGCCACAAAUUGGACUGGCACCUACAUUACAGCAAUAUCCAUAUUUGAGUCGGAAGGAAAUCACCCUGUUCCUAUAUCUGUCUCUGUUGAGUAUUUGUACACAAUACUACCUUCUGAGUAUCGUCAAAACACCAGCAAUACUAGCCUUGCGGCAUGGUACUACAAUCAGCAUAAUGAGAACAUUGACGACCCGCAAUUCUAUAAUUUUUGGAAUGAUUUUGAAUGGAACUUUCCAGUCAAGAAUUGCUCGAAACAACUUUGUCAAAAGAUCGGCUGGAAGGAGGAUCCUGAUCUCGCCGGUGUCGGGAUGCUCAUCAGUUACUAUAUAGUCGCCAUCUUGACAACAAUUUACUACAUUCUUCUGCUUGCCCCUGAUCUAUACCAGGAGAAUGAGUCAGCAAAUGACCACCACGCCAUCACCUCGCUUCUCGCCUCCGGUAGCCAUGAAGAAAAGAAGCACAAGAAGGGCAAAGAGGAUCAAAGUUUACGCACUAGGAUCCUGAGAGCCUUCAGAAAGACCGUCAACAAAUUCCUUCUUGCGGAUCUCAUAUUCACUGUCGGUAUGCUGGGUGCUGCUCUAUGGCGCUUUCAUUCCGCCUCCCAUCACCAAGAAAUCCCAUACAGUACUUUCAAUAUGUUGGUUUCAUUCUUCAUGUCGUGUUUCUCUGUUCUUUCAUGUUUGGUUCUACAGGCCGUCGCGAAAGCAAAGACGACCGACCCUCAUGACCGGCACAUUUACAGAUGGAACCUGGCGCUGCCGUGGAUCGUUAUUAUUCCAAUGAUGGUCGCCCUCUUUGCCUUACAUCUCCGUGAUUACUUCAAAACCGUCGGAGACCCGAGUGACGAAAGUAUCAAGAGAAUCGUCGAAAGAGACUCCGAAUUCGGAGAAUGGGUUUGGUUAAACAUAUGCGACCCAUGGCAAACAAGAAAGAUUGUAGAGGUUGUGCUUUAUAUAGGCCUCGCUCUGCUAUGUAUUAAUGCUGUGUGGUUCUUUGUGGCUCUGAUGUAUAGAGUAUUCCGGCUCUGGAGACAAGAGCGGACCAAGCGUAAAGGGACUUCGAAUAUAAACAAAGGCGGCCGCGAAUGGGUGGCAAAGGCCUAUCGCUAUACACGGCGUUUUGACGGCGCUGGGUGUGGAGUGAUGAUGUGGGCAUUCCUCGUUUUGUUCCACAUUUACCGCAACUCAUCCCACGCGACCGCGGGUGACUCGGACGGUGGCUCCCAGGCCUGGAGCUUUGGUCAAAUCCUGGCACUGGCAGCCUGGGCACCUACUUUGGUUGACUUGUUCAACAGAAUCUGCCUGCAUCCUCUAGUCGACAAAUAUCAUGAUGAGAAACGGCAAAGGGAAAUGGAGUAUGGCAAGUCCAAGCUGUCCGGAGGUGACAGAUUUGCAACGGACCAGACUGUAUGA
Molecule: messenger RNA, 1512 nt
Organism: Pestalotiopsis fici W106-1
Lineage: Eukaryota; Fungi; Ascomycota; Sordariomycetes; Amphisphaeriales; Sporocadaceae
Exons: 3
Coding region: 1-1512 (503 amino acids)
Source: RefSeq, a predicted model, not a curated record